GGGGCUUGGAAUGGGAAAAAAAGGGCGUUUCCCUCCCUGACAAUGAACGCUAUUAUGUUGAUUUUAAUGACAGCAGGGAAUUCUAAUAUUGGAGCCGGUAACACAACUAGGAGGGGAGGAGAAAGCAGCGCAGGACCAACCAGCGCAGGCGAGAAGUCACAUGGGCACUGUCUUAUGAUGCUAAAAUUGCAGAUAGAUGCUUGCGGAUGUCAGGUUGCAAGGAGGAAACAUGUGUCGGUAGCAACGUUGUUGCCAGCUCAUUGUAUCCAAUUGCGGCGUCUUUGAAAUUGACACAAGUUCGUUGUUAAUUGCACAGAGGAAAACUCUCGCGUUUCUUUUUUUUACCGAUUCCCUCCCGCUGUAUGGGUGUUUCUUUUAUUGUAGCAUACAGCCCCCGUUCACCAUGUCCAGCGAGACCUCUCCUCUCCUCAACUACCGCCUGUACAAUGUGGCGGGCGGGGGAUUCGCCGAGAGUUGCGCCGCUCUACCGACAGAGGAGAUUGCCAUCUGCAGCAGCGGCUCGCAACCCGACGACAGCAGGAAGCUUUCGACUUUUUUCGGGGUCGUGGUACCGACCGUCCUAUCCAUGUUCAGCAUCGUGAUCUUCAUGCGAGUUGGUUUUGUCAUUGGCCAGGCAGGAUUCCUCGAGUCGCUGCUCAUGCUGGUAGUGGCCUACAUCAUCAUUAGCCUGACGGUGCUAUCGGUGUGUGCAAUCUCCACCAACGGAGCAGUGAGAGGUGGUGGAGCUUACUUUAUGAUCAGCCGGACGUUGGGUCCAGAGUUUGGUGGGAGCAUUGGGCUGAUGUUCUUCCUUGCGAACGUCUGUUCCUGUGCGGUUUAUAUUCUGGGAAUGGUGGAGGCUAUUCUGGAUGUAUUCGGACAGCUCCCAAAUGCAGCAGAAACAGACCACCGAGGUAUCCAUGUGCUCCCACAGAGCUAUCUCUAUGACGUCCUCUAUGCCUCGAGUAUCCUACUACUUUGCCUGCUGGUCUGCCUGGUCGGGGCCCAGAUCUAUGCCAAGACCAGCUUCCUGAUAUUCCUCAUGGUCCACAUUGUGCUCAUCACCAUCUUCAUCAGUUUCUUUGCGGUGAGCCCCAAGACUGUCUGGAUUGUUAAACAGUCUGGCAACACCAGCCAAAUCAUCCACACCAAUUACACGGGCUUCAACCUGGCUACAUUGCAGCGGAACCUCAUGGAUAACUACUCUGUAGAUUACACCACUGGCACCCUCAUGACAUUUGCAACAGUGUUUGCAGUGAUGUUUAAUGGCUGCACUGGCAUAAUGGCUGGAUCCAACAUGUCCGGGGAUUUGAAGAAUCCAAGCUAUGCCAUUCCCAAAGGGACGAUCAUUGCGGUGAUCUACACCCUGCUGGUGUAUCUACUGCUCUUCCUCAUGGUCAGCUUCACCUGUGACAGGAUGCUACUGCAAGGAGAUUACGGCUUCUUCCGGCAAAUCAACAUCUGGCCACCAUUUGUUGUCAUUGGAGUGUACGCGGCCUCCCUCUCUGCCUCAAUGAGCACUCUGAUAGGAGCAUCGCGCAUCCUACAUGCCCUGGCCAGGGAUGACCUGUUUGGCAUAUUGCUGUCCCCUGCAAAAAGAACCUCCAAGACUGGAAACCCCUGGAUUGCUGUCCUCUACACCUGGUUCUUAGUUCAGUUGGUGCUGUUCGCAGGGAAGCUGAACACCAUCGCUGGGAUCGUCACCAUCUUCUUCCUGAUGGCCUAUGCUGCUGUUGACCUGGCUUGCUUAUCCCUGGAAUGGGCCUCUGCUCCCAACUUCAGGCCGACCUUUCAGCUCUUCAGUUGGCACACGUGUUUGCUGGGGAUCAUUGGUUGCUUGGUGAUGAUGUUCCUGAUCAAUCCGGUCUAUGCCUCCUGUGGGAUUGUCCUGAUGCUGAUCCUGCUGGUGGUCAUCCAUUACCGGUCUCCCACCAGCAGUUGGGGCUACAUCAGCCAAGCCCUCAUAUUUCACCAGGUAAGGAAGUACCUGUUGCUGCUAGAUGUCCGGAAGGAGCACGUCAAAUUCUGGAGGCCCCAGAUCUUGCUCAUGGUGGCCAAUCCACGCACGAGUGCCCAGCUCAUCACCUUCAUCAAUGACUUGAAGAAAGGGGGCCUAUUUGUGCUGGGUCAUGUGGAGAUUGGAGACCUCGACACCCUGCCAUCUGACCCCAUCCACCCUCAGUACAACUUCUGGCUCAGCCUCGUGGACAAGUUGAAUGUAAAGGCCUUUGUGGAUCUGACACUCUCACCCUCUGUGCGUCAGGGGGUGCAGCACCUGCUGAGAAUAACCGGACUUGGUGGGAUGAAGCCCAACACUCUGGUCCUUGGGUUCUAUGACCACUGUGUGCCUGAUGACUACUUCCUGUGCGACCCAGCCUUCCAAGAUACCAAGGAGAAUGACCACUUUGGCGUGGACAUUGCCUCCCUGCAGGCUCACUUCCCACCUGUACGUGGCAGCGAGACCAGCAAGAGCCUGACGGAGGUGGAGUACGUUGCCAUCAUCUCGGACGCCCUCAAGAUGCAGAAGAACAUCUGCCUGGCCCGCUAUUUCUUCACCAUGAAUAAGAAGGACCUGUUCGCCAAGAAGAGGUCGGAAAGAGUGUCCAUCGACGUUUGGCCCCUCAAUCUCCUGACGCCCGAUAGCACCAACUACGUAGACGUCUGCAGCCUCUUCCUGCUGCAGAUGGCUUGCGUCCUGACCAUGGUGGCCUCGUGGAAGGGGGCGCGUCUCCGCAUCUUCCUCUGCAUCGAGUCGGGUGAUGAGAGUUGGGUCAAGAAGGAGGAGAAGCUCCGGGAGCUCCUGGACAAGCUGCGCAUCAAGGCCACCAUCAAGAUUGUCACUUGGGAUGGGGUGGUGGCCCUCCACUGGCGCCAGCAGCUCUCCAGCGAGGAGCAGGAGGAGGCCUCGCGCACCGGCCGAGACUCGGCCCUCGUCUCCGAUGACUACCUCCGGGCUGCCAACCGCAUGGUGCUGGAGCAGGGCUUCCACACAGCUGUGCGGUUCCUCUACCUACCCCGGCCCCCUGCCGACACCUCCCGCUCCCAGCGUUACCUGCAGCAGUUGGACAUCCUGACUGAAGACCUGGGGCCAACACUUCUGAUCCACGGACUCACUCCAGUCACAUGCACUGACCUGUAGAGCAAACUUGAGGGGGGGUUUAAAUGGGAAAGGAUUUGCCAAAGUGGGGCACACAAACUACUUGAACACUGGCAGCGUUUCCCAAAACCAAUGUGCAUUGCAGAGACACAUCUUAGACAUUUAAAAUGAGUGCUUGCAUUUACUAUUAUUUAUAUUUAAAGAAUUUGGACAACAUUGUGUAACUUGCAUUUAAAAGGGUCUUUUGGAGGGUGGGUGGUUCUAACUUAUUAAAAUGGUUAUGUAAUGUU
This is a messenger RNA of Pristis pectinata (smalltooth sawfish), 3387 nucleotides long. It is a transcript of the gene slc12a9, whose product is annotated as solute carrier family 12 member 9. Gene Ontology annotation, molecular function: potassium:chloride symporter activity. The transcript is spliced from 13 exons. The coding region runs from base 404 to 3139 and encodes 911 amino acids. NCBI's taxonomy places the organism in Eukaryota, Metazoa, Chordata, Chondrichthyes, Rhinopristiformes, Pristidae. Gene Ontology annotation, biological process: chloride transmembrane transport; chloride ion homeostasis; cell volume homeostasis. Gene Ontology annotation, cellular component: membrane. The record is from RefSeq and is a predicted model, not a curated record.